UGGGUUUUCAUCUGCAAUUCUGCAUCCUUACUUUUUUUCUUGAUUUCAAUUCCUCACAAAUUGAAACGAACAAACUAAAAUUAUUUAAUUCACUAGGAGAUAUUUUGGAUAUAAGAUGAGUUUCUACAUUUAAUCAGAACGAACAGUUUGCACAAAAAAAAAAAAAAUCAGAACGAACGGAGUCUCGACGGUGGCGGAAGAUGGCGGAAGAUGGCGGAGAAGAAGAAGAAGAAGCUGAGAAGCGGAUUCAUUGGCAGCGUCAACGUGGUGGAGAAUCGCCUCGGGAACGGAGAAGAUGAACUCCGAGUAGAGAGAUGGAUGAUUCGAAGAGUUAUAGAUAGGGAAGUAGAGAGAGAGGAAGUGAAGUUGAAUCCUGGGAUGAAUACGAAAACCGUUACUCAAGGGCCAAUCCGAAGAACUGCGAGUCCGAGUUGGGCUAUCAAAGAGCAACAAGAGGCAGUGGAAGAGAGUAAGAUAGUGUUGUCAUCUAGAACUGAAUUGGCUAAGCCCCAAAUUGUGAGUAGGAGUAGAUCUUUGAGGAAAUCUCGUGAUUUCGAUUUCAGUCCCGAAGCAUUGCUCUCAAACGAUAUCGACAUCAACAAUGUUAACAGUAACAAUGCAACUGCGGGACCAACAUUUCCAUCUUACACAGCUUUGCUUUUAGAAGACAUUCAGAAUUUCCACGAGAAGAGUGUUGAUGUUAGUGCCUUAAGUUCAUCUAUGUCCAAGGCUUGUUCAAUUGUUAAAGCAGUUGCUGAUCAUAACUCCACUACGAAUCAACACCAAAGAACCGAGGUCAGUUUCACAUCGGCAGCAGCGAAGAAAGAGGAUUUAAUGGAGCCAAGUUUCGAGAAGUAUGUGACUGUUAAGAGAGGAGGUUCUUCGUUGGAGGGUAUUCCUCUUAGAUCUCGUAUGUGGAUUAAAGAAUUCGCCCAUUCUUAGAAGAUCAUGUGAAUGAAAGAAUUGUCCAUGUGUUCGAUGUAUUGAAAAUCAUUGAUAUUGUUUAAUUUGCUUGGUACAAAUUCUUGUUUAGCCGUUUGAUGUAUAAAAUCUAUUAGACCUU
Molecule: messenger RNA, 1063 nt
Organism: Arabidopsis arenosa
Lineage: Eukaryota; Viridiplantae; Streptophyta; Magnoliopsida; Brassicales; Brassicaceae
Source: the annotation of a GenBank genome assembly